AUGAAUAUGAAUUAAACAAAAUUGGAUUGCUAUAAUAAAACUCAAACAGCAGGAAGUGUAGCUAAAGGAGCAAAUACUUUUGUUUCUGGAACAUUAAUGUCAAAUUGGCAUGAAGAAGCAUAAUUAAAAGAGGAUACUGGUUUUGGAAGAGCCCCUGUUCCUUAACAUAUAAAAAAGAAGCAUGCUGAUUUGAUGUUAAAACCUCCCGAAGAAAUUUCUCUUUAUAAAGAACAAGUAAAUUAGCUAGAUACAACAACUCGUUUAUUUGGUAAAAUAUAACCUGAUAUUCCAAAACCAGCUUCCUAAAAGUAAUAAUUAUAUAUAUAAAAAGCGUUGGAGGCAAUAUAAAUAGGGCUGAUUUAAUACCUAAAGUUGGAAAGAAAGCCUAAUUAAUAGAAUAAUAAUAUUUAUAAUAAAUUUAGACAGAAUUAGACUCUCGUGAGGCAGACAGUUUCAGUUAAACAUAAUAGAGAUAUUUUGA
Molecule: messenger RNA, 481 nt
Organism: Paramecium sonneborni
Lineage: Eukaryota; Ciliophora; Oligohymenophorea; Peniculida; Parameciidae
Source: the annotation of a GenBank genome assembly